Cloeon dipterum is the source of this 1793-nucleotide messenger RNA. It is a transcript of the gene DNApol-epsilon58, whose product is annotated as DNA polymerase epsilon subunit 2. NCBI's taxonomy places the organism in Eukaryota, Metazoa, Arthropoda, Insecta, Ephemeroptera, Baetidae. Gene Ontology annotation, biological process: error-prone translesion synthesis; DNA-templated DNA replication. The transcript has 9 exons. Gene Ontology annotation, molecular function: DNA binding. Gene Ontology annotation, cellular component: epsilon DNA polymerase complex. The record is from RefSeq and is a predicted model, not a curated record. Bases 177 to 1736 code for a protein of 519 amino acids.
CAGUAGUCACCUGUCACCUGGCUUGCAUUGAUUACAAACCCGCUCUAAAAACUUAUUAUUUUUUGUUAUUAUAUUAUACUGUCAUAAUUUGUCGUGCUUACCAUUGAUUAUAUUAGCUUGUUUAUAAGUUAUUCUCUAGCAUACAUACAUAUAUACCUAGUUAUUGGGCUAUUGAAAUGGCUGAUAAAAUUGUCCGGAGAAAAGUUUCUUCAGCGUUCAAGCUUCAUGGUUUUACCCUCAGAAGUGAAAGCUGUACCUAUUUAGUGGAGCAGCUAGAGCCUUUGGACGAAAGCGAAUUUGAAGUUUGGUUAGCAAAACUCAUAGACCAUAUCCAGAGUCAGCGCCUUCCCUCAAACGUUGUCGAGCUAAAUGCAGUUGAACUUGCUGUUCGAGAUUGUGCCAAUGAGCAACAGCAAGCUGCUGAAGAUGUAUUCUGUGUUAUUAGUGCAUUUGAUGUGCCAAGAUUUAAGUUCAACCCUGACUUGAAAAAGUACGAGGCUGCUCCAAAAAAAGAACACUCACUGUUUGACUCAGCAGAUGCCAAAGCUCAACUAUUUCGGGAUAGAUAUACACUCAUCAAGCAGAUUACAGAGAGGCACCCUCUUUUCAAACCAUCAGCUGACAACUCUGAAGAAAAGUUUAAAAUCUAUCCCAUUGAGCACUUGUUGAGUUGCCCACGGAGAUUGAAUAAAAUCAUCACAUUGGGGCUCUUCUCGCAGCUGAAGAUUGGGAUGUAUCACCUGGAAGACCCCACAGGAAUCGUCCAAUUAGACCUCACAGAUCACAGCUAUCAUGUCGGUCUUCACGCUGAAAACUGCAUUGUCUUGGCGGAAGGUUGGUAUGAAGACAAAAUUUUCCACGCCAAGGCCAUCGGCUUCCCUCCAGCGGAGACAGCAGAAGUUAGUCGGGCGUAUUUGGGAUCUCUGAAUAUGUUCGGCGGCGAUUCAAGGCUCGCAUGCAGAACCAACAAGUCUCUCCUGAAAACCAUGAGGGACAACAAAGACAGAUUAAUCGUCUUUCUCUCCGACAUGUGGCUUGAUCAGGACAAUGUGAUGCGCAAGCUUCAAACCUUGUUUGAGGGGUUUGUGUCCUACCCGCCAAUCGCAUUCAUCUUCAUGGGAAAUUUUUUGUCCUCCAAGCCUGGCAGCGCUCAGGCAGAGCAACUUAAAUUCAACCUGCGCUCAUUGGCAGACCUGAUAGCUUCUCAUCCAAAUCUGCGACAAUUCAGCAAGUUUGUUUUUGUGCCAGGCUUGCAGGAUCCGGCUUGUCCCAAUAUUCUGCCAAGGCCCCCUUUACCAAAAUUUAUCACGGAGGACUUCGAGGCACGCGUACCCAAUGCCAUCUUUACUUCAAAUCCUUGUCGGAUCAGAUACUGCACUCAGGAGAUCGUUGUCAUGAGGGAGGACAUCAUGUCCAAGCUGUGCAGAAACACCAUCCAUUAUCCAACCACAGGGAAUAUUUAUGAGCACUUUGCCAAGACGUUGCUUAGCCAAGCAAACCUCUGUCCGCUUCCCCUUUCUGUGCGUCCUGUUUACUGGAGCUUUGCUCAUGCCAUGCAACUGCAUCCGGCGCCUGAUCUCGUUGUCAUCGGUGAUACAGUGAAUACUUUCAAAUCUUCGCAUGCUGAUUGCCAAGUGGCCAAUCCAGGCUCAUUUGCUAAGAACAACUUCAUGUUCAUUGCCUACUGUCCCAGCACAAAGCAAGUUGACGAGAGCGAGAUCACAGAAGAUAUUUAAUUCCAACCUUAUAUUACUGAUGUUUUGCAGUCAAUAAAACACUUAAUUAUUGAUAAA